Molecule: messenger RNA, 2863 nt
Organism: Biomphalaria glabrata
Lineage: Eukaryota; Metazoa; Mollusca; Gastropoda; Planorbidae
Product: sialin-like
Exons: 14
Coding region: 635-2314 (559 amino acids)
Biological process (GO): transmembrane transport; monoatomic anion transport
Molecular function (GO): transmembrane transporter activity
Source: RefSeq, a predicted model, not a curated record
UUGUGUUGUGUUUAUCACAGGAAUAAAGGAAAAUAAAACAACUGACACAGAUCUAGUGUGUGUUGCGUUUUUUUUUCUCACUGUAAGUAAAGUUAAGGUUACGUGUAUUUUCAGUGAGCGUCGUUAGCUGGUUAUGUUUGUUCUGGAAGAUUACAAGUAAAAUAGAAUAACAUUAAGAAGGUUUGGGACAUGCUGAUACUAAACAGAGAGCGACAUUCGAGAACUAUGCAGUAGUCAGCUGGCAGUACUGAUAAGACUUUAUUAAAAACAACAUGCUUAUAAGAUAAAGUCUACGAAACAAUGCACAUUCUAAUCAAUACGUCAUGCUCGCAGAGGUAUUAUACCAUCCUGGCCUAGGCUGGCUAGACCGAGUGCACCUCACGCAACGAGAAACUCAACAAUUCUGAACAAUGCGGUGAUUACAAGGAAACUUCUUGAUUUACUGGAUGGGUUGAGUUCUUGAAAAAAUCUAAAAAAAACAACAACAGAAGCUGCGAUAUCAAAGCUUGACUUGUGGUUAACUUUGACUCAAAUUAUCUAUGUGUCAUCUUGAAAACAUGUAGGCCCUAAUCUCAUCAAAUUGAAAAAAGAAACAAGAGACGAAAUCAAACGAGAGUCCUUACAAGACACAUCCAUGCCAUCCAUGAAACAGCAGAGGACAGGAUGUAUCCAGAAGUUCUGUUCCUGCAGAUGGACUCUAGCCUACAUGCUCUUCUUGUUAAGGAUAUGUCAGACUGCCCUGAGACAGAGUAUCGGGAUGUGUCUUGUCUGUAUGGUGGACAGAACUGACAACAACAUGUCUUCCAACAAUCAAACUUGGAAUGACCAAAUACAUUUUCAAAGGCCUGGUUUCACUCUAAUGUCCAAUAUAUCAGAACCAGUCCUAAUAAUCACAGAUGAAUCACGAGAAUUUGAAUGGGACUCCAAGUUUCAAGGACUCGUUCUGUCUUCCUACUAUUAUGGCUACCUGCUGACACCACUUCUAGCAAGCUAUGUGGAACGUGCGACGGGUGCCAAGUCUCUUGUGGCCAUUUCUAUCGGGUUUGGGGCUUUGAUCAAUUUCAUCACGCCCGAGCUGACGCGUCUAAACAAGUUCCUACUGGUGGCACUGAGAGUGGUGGCCGGAACAACGAAUGGUAUGAUUGAUCCUGCAGUCCAACAUUUGUGGUCUGUCUGGGCACCGAAAUCUGAAAUAGCUUCUCUGUGUGCCGUAGAAUAUGCAGGUGUAAGUGUCGGUGGUAUAUUUACAUUCCUUAUCUCUGGAUUAUUAUGUCAGAUUCCUUUGAACAAUGGCUGGCCUUUUGUUUUUUAUUUUUAUGGUUGUGGUAAUUUACUUUGGCUUCUUAUGUGGUUUAUAUUGGUAUACAACAAACCAUCAGACCACCCUCGCAUUUCUGAUGCUGAACUUGAGUAUAUUGCCUCACAAACCUACCAUAGUAAUAGCACCAAGAAAAAGCUACAUCCUCCAUGGCUGAAGAUUUUAACUAGCCCUGCUGUGUGGGCCUUGAUGUUGGCCUCAUCUACCUACACAUGGGUUUACUCCUGGGUUCUGUGCUACCUUCCAAUGUACAUGCAGGAUGUCUUGAAGUACAGCAUCACUGAGAAUGCUGUGUUAUCUCCAUUACCAUUUGUGGGAAAGUUUCUGAGUGGUCUCUUCUGUGGUUACCUGUCUGAUAGAUUACUUAGAACUAGCCUAUCCAUUACAGCCAACAGAAAGAUGUUUAUGAUGAUAGGUUCUAUUGGAUGUGCUGCAGUCACAGUGGCCAUAGGUUUCUUAGACUAUGACUCUCGUGUAUUGGCAGUUGGACUUCUGGUACUUCUGGUCACAUUACAAAAUAUAUCUACAGUGACCAUUAGAGUCAAUGUAUUAGAUAUUGCUCCCAGAUAUUCCGGAUUUAUUUUAGCCAUAAGCAAUACUAUAGCUGUUGCUACUUCCUUGACAGGACCUCUUGUCACAUCAGCUGUAAUAUAUGAGCAGGACAAUCAGAAACAAUGGCAGACUAUGUUUUAUGUCGUCGCUUCUCUCAGUCUUAUAGGAGGACUCAUUUUUAUGGUUUUAGGAGAGGCAAAAAUACAAAGUUGGGCAGAUGACACAAGAGGUGUAAAUAUUAUUGAAAUAAAUGAGUUUGAUACCAAAGUCAUGCCAUCUACUGAUUGUCCACACAAUGUGAUAACAUGUCAACACACAGACCAAUUGGAUGAGGCCACAUCUCAUAUGCUUCAUGACAAAAGUGUCAAGAUUGAGGCAACCAUAAAAGGACACACAACACAAGUAACUAGAAAAUGUUCGGGAAAUGAAAUACUGACAACUUGAGUAGUACCUUAAGGGAAUUUCAUUGCUAGUUAAGAAAACCAUCAAAAUCCAAAUUCACACUCAUGCUUGGUUUACACUGCAGUGUUCCAGCCUAACAAAUAAUUCCAUUUGCUACUAUUAAUAGAUGGCACUACUAACAUGUUUUGAGAAAAAGUAAAAAUCUAGGUAUCUAGAUAUUAACAUCUGUUUUAAUUUCAUUUUUAACAUCAUUUGGCUUAAGCGGAAAUUAAAAUUUUGCUAGGAAGAAAGUUAAUCUAAGUAGGAAAAUAAAAUAAAAAAGCUAACGCUUGAAAAUCAACCUUGUCAAAUUAAAUCUAAGAUUUUCAUAAUUUUUUUUUUAUUGAUAUAGAAUUAGACUUACUUAAAGACAUUCAAUUACUCGCUUAUAUAAUAAAACAGUUUGCAAAAGUGUAUUUCUAUUACUUCAAAUUUUAAAUAUUUUUCAAACAAAAUUCAUAUAAUCUUUUAAUAGAUUUAUUUUAUUGUUAAAACUAUUUAAAAAAUACAAAAUUUCCCUGAAUGUUGAAAUGUUGAGAAAAAAAAAAACAC